Molecule: messenger RNA, 1231 nt
Organism: Juglans microcarpa x Juglans regia
Lineage: Eukaryota; Viridiplantae; Streptophyta; Magnoliopsida; Fagales; Juglandaceae
Exons: 6
Coding region: 608-1030 (140 amino acids)
Source: RefSeq, a predicted model, not a curated record
CUAAGUAUAUGUUUUGCAUAUUAAUAUUAGACUCUGGUAUAUAUAUCAUGGCAGUUUCUUUAUGCAGUCUUUUUUAUUUCUCACAAAAUUAAGUGUUUCCUAAACAAAUGCUAAUGUGUGUAUAAUUAGGUCAAUUUAAAGGAUUAUUGUCAGUGAUAGUUGGAGCUUUACGUGCCUGUGUCUUCUAGAAGAUCUUAUUAAAGAGGCAGGGGGCCCUUUUGAGCACUUCACUACUCCUGGCAUAAACACAAUCAACUAUUCACCACUACCUUCAUCACUCCACAACGAUCUUCAUGGCAACCCCGGUGGGGGUAAAAAGGCACGGUGUCGCAUUCAAGUGGGGGCCAAAGUGACACGUGAAAUAAGAGAGCCCGUACCUUGAGAAUAAAGUUGGACCAUUCCCAUCUUCAGUCUGCUCGAAAUGACGAGUAUCAAUGUUCAAGGUAAUGCAAGGGGAGAAAGUUCCCGAGGAAAAGGUGUUGGAAGAGGUAUUCGGGCUAGAAGAUUUGUCCCAUACUCAUGUAGAGCCCGUCGACCCCGAGGAGUUCGUAUCAAUUCAUAACAUAGCUCAACUUUAGAUGCAGAUAAGUCAAGCUCGGAUGACUCAAUGCAGCCUCCUAGUCAUCCAUGGGAGCCUCCAUGUCCCAUUCCUCAGCCCCCACCCCAUGCCAAUAGAGAAUCCUCACCCGUAAGAGAACCUGAACCGAACAAAGAAGAUAUCGAUGCAGCUGCCGCCACAGUGCCUAUAGCUACCCAGGAACAACCCAAACGUAGGCGUGGGCCUGCUAAGUGCACCGAGUUUGAGAAGAUGAGAAAGUACGGAAAAGUGCCGUUGAAGAUUAAUGACGGCGAGUCGGCACUGUGUUGUCAGAACGCAUCCAUGUUCACGAUACGGGUAACGCAAAUAGUUAAACAGCACUGUGACAUGAGUUAUGCUAGAUGGACCGAUGUGUCACAGGCUCAAAAGGACGAGUUGAUUGAACGUGUUCGGGGUGACUUCGUGUUGGAUUGGGAUCUGGCAAAUCAAUAGAUUGAUAGUCUUAAAGUAGCUACGUAAGCGAUUCAAUGCAUUCCAUCACGAAUUACACAAAAAAUAUUUAUCAUACAAAAGUCACGAAGAAGCAUUGUCUUCUGGGAGUAGCAUGGUUGACCCCAUCGUUUGGGAUAAGCUGUGUGCGAGGUGGGGAAGCGAAGAGUUCAAGGUAUAUAUUGGUUAUUCAAAAUAAAAAAU